AUGAAAGAAAGUCUGAAGGGUUUGGAACGAUAUCGAGACUUGGUGUUGCUGAAAAAGGAGAGUCAAGAAUUCAAUGAAAAAGAAGAUAAAGAUCAACAUGAGAAACAUCAUGAUUUCAUAACUGGAGAAAGUUGCUCACAUACUGAAAAGACACAAGAAAGAUCUCAAAAGACAGCAAAUAGAAGUUAUUUCACCUGCCAACAGUGUGGAAAAAGUUUUACUGAGAAAGCAAACCUUAAUGUUCACAUGAGAAUUCACACUGGCAACAAACCUUACACCUGUCAACAGUGUGGAAUAAGUUUCACUCUCAAAGAAAGCCUUAAACUUCACAUGAGAGUUCACACUGGAGAAAAACCUUACACCUGCCAACAGUGUGGAAAGAGUUUCACUCAAAGAAGAAUCUUUACAGUCCACAUGAGAACUCACACUGGAGAAAAGCCUUAUACUUGCUCUCAGUGUGGACAGGGUUUUGCACAUAAAGGCAAUCUUAAUUCCCACAUGAGAACUCACAGUGGAGAGAGCUCCUUCACCUGCCAACAGUGUGGAAAGAAUUUCUUUCAAAAACAAAACCUUGAAGUCCACAUGAAGAUUCACACUGGAGAGAGACAUUUUAUAUGUAAUCAGUGUGGAAAGAGUUUUAUCCGAAAAGACGUCCUUGAAGUCCACAUGAGAGUUCACUCUGGAGAGAAGCCUUACACUUGCACUCAGUGUGGGAAGAGUUUUACCCAUAAAAACACUUUUAAUUACCACAUGAGAAGUCACACAGGAGAGAAGCUGUUCACGUGUGAUCAAUGUGGAAAGAGCUUCACGACAGAACUAAGCCAUAGAUACCAUAUGACCAUUCACACUGGAGAGAAACAGUUCAUAUGUGGUCAGUGUGGAAAAAGUUUUACACGUAAAGUAAGCCUUAAUUACCACAUGAGGACUCAUUCAGGAGACAACUGUUUUAGAUGUCAACAGUGUGGAAAGAGUUUUAGUCAUAAAUGUAACCUCAAAGUUCAUAUGAGAGUUCACACUGGAUAGACUGGGCCAAGUCUGAUUCAAAUCCAAAUCUGAAAUGCCACACAGUGUAACUGAAGGAUAAUAUAAAAAAUGGACAAGCUGAAAUGAAAUAAAGAAUAUUACACUGUUUUCUGAUUCAUCUUAGUGAGAGAAUGUGCUGGUAAUGUUUUUA
Messenger RNA from Labeo rohita (rohu), 1174 nucleotides. RefSeq names its product gastrula zinc finger protein XlCGF8.2DB. The record is from RefSeq and is a predicted model, not a curated record. Gene Ontology annotation, biological process: regulation of transcription by RNA polymerase II. The coding region runs from base 1 to 1023 and encodes 340 amino acids. Gene Ontology annotation, molecular function: DNA-binding transcription factor activity, RNA polymerase II-specific; RNA polymerase II cis-regulatory region sequence-specific DNA binding. The transcript has 3 exons. Lineage: Eukaryota; Metazoa; Chordata; Actinopteri; Cypriniformes; Cyprinidae.